CGUUGUCCCCGCCUCGUCUGGGUUUCUCCUGGUUUCUCCCUCUCUGUCCGCAUCGGCCUCGUCGCUCGCUCUACACUCAAGGUCGUCGUGUCUGUGACCGGCUGGCUGGCCACGGACUCCGCACCUGCCCCCUCUCUUCACUGCCGACUUAACCAUCCAGCCCAACACCAACCAUCAUCCUGAAACAACCAUGUGCAAAGCUGGCUCGUGGAAACGUGAGGUCGUCCCCGACCAUAAAUUCGACUUCGUUGACACCCGCGAGUUCACCGACAAUGGCUUCGGCAUGCGCAUGAAGUAUCUGUGGCUCUACAUCAUCGUCCUCAAAUCCUUCCUCGUCUACAUCUCCGAUAUCUUCACGGCCAUUACGAUGGCCACAACCCACAACUGGUCGAACCAGGUCUUCGCAAAUUGUUCGAACACUGCAAACACUGGCUGCGUCUUCAUCCCGUUUACAGUGGGCAAAUGGAUAUUCAUCGGCUGCAUCAUUGUGUCUUUCCUCCUCCUCGCGUACGAAGGACACAAGUCGAAGAAGAUCAUCGCCAGUCGUGACAUCUCUUACGCCUUCACCAACGUCAUGGCCAACCACUAUUACUCCCUUAGGUCCUACAACCACUUUUGUUUCUUCAGCCAUAUCUCUAAUUCCACCAAGAAGAAGGACGACUUCGCCUUCUUCAUUUUCUUCACCUUCAAGAGUUGGAAGCGCCUUCUUCUCGCGGACGCGCCUCGUCAAACUAUCAACGCUCUGACCCUUUAUGCUAUUUACCUCGCCAAGCACGACAAGGGCCCAUGGGAUGACUUCACAAAAUACUUCGCUGGAAAUACCUUUGUGACGACGGUGUUGACGUUCUCCAUGCUGUUUACCGUCUUGAUCUGCGCUGGCUCCAUGCUCAUGCUCAUCAUCGCGGGUGUUUGCUACGUCCCCUGGCUCUGCUACAUACAGGGCAACCUGAAGGAAUACGUCUGCCACAAAGUCGACAAGCGCAUCGCCGAGAUUAUCCGCCGCCGGAACAAGCAACGGCUCCAGAAGGCGCAAGCUCUUGCGAAGAAGGAAGCCAUGGGCGACUUCUCCCAUCUCAAGAACAAGAAGGGCGAACUCGUCCACCAACCUCUCCCCCAGCCUACCCUGCCCAACGUGUCUUUGGACGAUGAUGAGUUUGAUGACGGUGCCUCCCAGAAGACGCGAGGCCCGGCUCCGUCGACCUACACCCAAGACACUUACUACUAUAACGCCGACCACAAGGCCGCUUAUCCUCCGAAAGACUACGCGACUACCGACUACCCUCCUAUGCCUGCCUACGCCGGCCAGCCAUACGGCCAACAAUAUCAGUCGACGCAGAGCUUCGGUGAUGACCGAACACUGUAUGGUGAUGACCGUGGCGCAAGCAAAACCCAGCUUGAUGGGCCUGACCAGUACCACUAUGGUGCCGGUCAGCAGCCCGACUACGGUCAGCAAGACUACGUCCAUGAUCCCCAGGCAUACCCCCAUGAUUAUCCAAAUGCGCAUUCUCAGUAUUCCACCACAGGGUAUGCUGCAUACCCCGAGGGUCAUGCGCACACGGGCUCCAUGGAUGACCGGCUGCCCACACCGAACUUGGCGUACGAUCAAGAUUACCCCAGUCCGACGUCAGGUGGUCCACCUCCCCGUUCAUUUGCUGGUCAGAUGGGCGACGUAGGGAAUAUGACGAGUGGUGGUAAUGGCCAAGGUUAUGGGAGAGCGAUGUAGGACCGAGUUAGGAAUAGCGCUGAGCAUCCGGACCUUCGUCAUGUAUGGAUAUGUAUAUAUUCCGUUCCUCUUAGUAUAUCUUUAUCAUUAUAAUGUGGGUAUGGUUCGCAUUUCGACAAUGUAGUCAACACCACCAGAAGCAUUCAGUCCAGCUCUUGCGCACCGCUAAGGAUGUCAUGGCGAAGCUUGAGUAACCCUCUCCAUCCGUUUUCGCUCACGGGUGACCGCGUCCAUUUUACGCCGCCAGGCAGGUCCAUAGCGUUCAGAGGGGUCAGGCAUCGACGGUUCCUGUAUUGGUCCGUAACGAGAGGGUGGAAACAGAAUCCACGUCAACUUCGCAUUGACCAGACCAAUGGGUAUAGGCCCCAAACGAUUACUGUCACCAGAAUGGAAGAACUCGUCUCCCUCGACCCAGAGGUGACCUUCAGGCACGAUUACUUCAUGAUCGGGAUAGGGAGGCAAGGUCAUAACAGUGUCACCGGCGAGAGCCACCACCCGCUUCACCAUCAAAUAUUCGGGAUCAAAGGGAGACUUGAAAGCAAUUAUGUCUCCUCGCUUUAAGCUUCUCAGGGCUUGUACGGUCCGGUCGAACACCGCAACAUCUUGCCAGAGCGACUCAUCAGGAUUAAGAGUAGGUGUCAUGCUCCGACCGGAUAUUUGUUUGACCGUAUAGAAAUUCUUCGUGAAGACAAUACCACUAGGCAGCCAUACGAAAGCAGAGGCUGUCCAUUUCAGCCUCGGGUACUGGUUGAGAAAUUGACGUAGUCCACGAAAGAUCGUUUGCGACAUGAGAUCACUGGUACG
Molecule: messenger RNA, 2527 nt
Organism: Punctularia strigosozonata HHB-11173 SS5
Lineage: Eukaryota; Fungi; Basidiomycota; Agaricomycetes; Corticiales; Punctulariaceae
Exons: 10
Coding region: 191-1723 (510 amino acids)
Biological process (GO): potassium ion transmembrane transport
Cellular component (GO): plasma membrane
Molecular function (GO): potassium ion transmembrane transporter activity
Source: RefSeq, a predicted model, not a curated record